Molecule: messenger RNA, 1119 nt
Organism: Acanthosepion pharaonis
Lineage: Eukaryota; Metazoa; Mollusca; Cephalopoda; Sepiida; Sepiidae
Source: the annotation of a GenBank genome assembly
AUGUCUUCUUUUCACCAACUCAUACAUAACAUGAAACCACCUUCUUCGUCUCUCACCUUCGCUCGUCCAAUCCCACAAAUACGUUAUCUCCCCUUCAUGUAUAUCGGAAUUGUAAAAGAUUCACACUCAUCUGUCUGUCGGUCUAUCUAUCGAUCUAACUAUCUGGAUCUGUUUAUAUCUAUCUAUCUAUCUAUCGAGAUCUAUCGCUACAACCCGCAGCAAUCUAUCUAUCUAUCUAUCUAUCUAUCUAUCUAUCUAUCUAUCUAUGCUUAUAUAUAUUUAUCUAUCUCUAAUUUCAUUUGUUUAUUCAUUUUUUAUCUUUCUUUUCAUCAGUCCGCAUUUUUUAACCUGUCUUUGUAUUCCACCUUUUUAACCAGACAUUUUUUUUCCUUUCUUCAUUUUCUUUGUCCACACGCCAUUGUUUGUUUGCUUGUUUGUUUAGUUCUUUCUCUCUUUCUUUUUCUGCCGUCUUUGUACGUCUCUUUCUUUUUCUGCAAUUUCCAUACAUUUCUUUCUUUCUUUAUUUAUUUUUCUGCAGUUUUCAUACAUUUCUUUCUUUAUUUAUUUAUUUAUUUAUUUUUCUGCAGUUUUCAUACAUUUCUUUUUACUUUUUCUGCAGUUUUCGUACCUUUCUUUCUUUCUUUUUCCGCAAUUUUCGUACCUUUCAUUCUUAAUUUUUUUCUUUCUUUUUCUACAGUUUUCGCACUUUUCUUUCUUACUUUUCUUUCUUUUUCUGCGGUUUUCAUACCUUUCUUUCUUUCUUUCUUUCUUCCUUUACUAUAUUUAAAAUAUGUAUAUACUUGCAUUGUUUGCUUGUUUGUUUCGUUCUUUCUGUCUUUCUUUUCCUAUCGUCUCCGUACCUUUCUUUCUUAUUCUGCAAUUUUCAUACAUUUUUUUCUUUCUUUCUUUAUUUAUUUAUUUAUUUUUCUGCAGUUUUCAUACGUUUCUUUCUUUGUUUUUUCGCCAUUUUCGUACCUUUCAUUCUUUCUUAAUUUUUCUUCCUUUUUCUGCAAUUUUCAUACUUUUCUUUCUUUCUUUUUCUGCGGUUUUCAUACCUUUCUUUCUUUCUUUCUUCCUUUCUCCUAUAAGCGACUAUAUUUAAAAUAUGUAUAUACGUAG